Phytophthora infestans T30-4 is the source of this 3540-nucleotide messenger RNA. RefSeq names its product transient receptor potential Ca2 channel (TRP-CC) family protein. Lineage: Eukaryota; Oomycota; Peronosporomycetes; Peronosporales; Peronosporaceae. The coding region runs from base 1 to 3540 and encodes 1179 amino acids. Gene Ontology annotation, biological process: signal transduction. Gene Ontology annotation, molecular function: protein binding. The record is from RefSeq and is a predicted model, not a curated record. The transcript has 5 exons.
AUGAAGCCCGCUAGCCCUGCCCGCAUGGCUUCUGCCGAGCUGCGAGCCACCGUAUCGACGCUGCCAGUGUACGAGCAUCAGAGUAGCAGCAGCGACAGCGACAGCGACGUCGAACACUCCACCAAAAGCGCCAAAACGGAGCAAAAAAGACGCAAACGAUCAACAAACUCCAAGUUCUUGCUGCUUCCGCGCUCGUCCAGCCUCGCGUACGAGCCACGCAGGCCUCUCGCAGAGACUGGGGACCCUUGCAUGCUCGCUGCAAGUGAGAGCGACGAAGUGACGAGUCUAGACGCGUUGGAACCAGAGAAACCCGAGCAGAAUCCGAACCAGGAGCCCGUGGACAUUGUCCCCGUUUACGACUCCUCGUCAUCUAUCUCCGGGCUGGAGCAAGUCUCUACAGCCGAGAAUGAGUCUAAAAGCCUCGUUAAACGAGAAGAUCUAAGACCUCCCAAGAGACCCGGCUUACCGGAAGUCACAAGCAGCAUAGGAGAGAAUAGCGAUAAAGGAGGACCCACAAGAUGGAAACAAGUGCCCUACGCCUGGAUGCUGGCCAAAGUGGGGCAGAAGACGCGGCAGAAGAUCGGAGAUAUCCGGAACUCGUACUUUGCAGGGUGGUUGGUGGCCUGUUCGUUGUUUGUGGUGCUCUUGAACACAUUUGCUAUCGCUAUAGUGCAGCUCACAUACAACCCACAAGAGAGCGCCGGAGAAGACGCCGAAUCCCGCCGACAGUGCCGGCAUUGGCUCAAAUUGCUCAUGACGAUGCACUUUUUAGGCCUCCCGAACAUUUUACUGAUCGCGCCGGUGGUUUUCCCCAACGAUUUCUUCUCGCUGUAUCGAGCCAAAGACAAGCGGAUGAUUCGGCGUCCGUAUCUGCUGUUCUGCGAGAUGAUCGUGGCCAUCCAACUGGGUUUUAUGAUGUACGUGGCGGUGAACCAGCUGCUGAACGUGCCGGUGAUUGUUGACUGCCACAGCCAACUGAAGCCACGCCAGAUCGUGUUAUUCUACUCGGCCACCGUGCUGUGGCUCGUGCUUCUCCGUCAGAUCGUCGUGUUCUGUCGCUUUUUGACGCAUUUGAAGCUCCAAGCCGACAGUUCCAACGAUUCUUCCCAUACGUCAGCGUUCGGCAACCGGUUCCGAGCUCUGAAGAAGAUUCCGAUCCGCAGUGAACGCACGAGACUCGAGAAAGAGUUCAAGAAACUGCUGUAUCGCGCAGUGGCUCGUGGGGACGUACUUACAGUCGAAACGCUGCUAUCGGAGGCGGAAGUCAAGUACCGGAUCAACCGACUGCAGGAUCUAUACAAACCUCCAGUCUUGUGGCUCUACGCGUGCGCAAAGUCAAGGAAGAACCCGCUGCAUAUCGCCGUCAAGAGAGGCAAUAUCCGGAUCGUGGAGCUGCUUCUCGCACACGGUUUGGACGUCAACGUGCUGGAUAAAGUGGUGCGCGUGAACUUCAACGUCGGGUUGGUGUUCAAGAUCAUCAGUCGCAUCCUGGUACGUACCCAGGACGGUCUCCGAUCUCCAUUAAAAGCAGUUCUAUGCUCCGUAUUGCUCCCUCCACUGCACGGUGCGGUGGCGGAAGGCUACGUUGAUAUCGUGCGACUACUGAUCAGCAAAGGAGCCGACGUGAAUGCGCUGCCUCGAGCCUCGUUCUACUACCCUGCAGCUGUUCUGCCGCCGAUCUUCGUGGCAGACGACCCACAAGUGCUGCGUUUACUGGUAGCGAAUGGCGCCAACUUUCUCCAAGUCGCGUCGGUGGCGCUCACGGGACUGAUACGCACAUAUGCCACGCCGUUACAGCAGAGUACCUUCACAUUACGAUCGGAUCUAAGCGACUACUUGCUGGAGUGUGGCGGCGACGUGGCGUUGACGCCACUGCAUCAAGCAGCAGCCACGGACAACGUGGGGAAGAUCAAGUGGCUUGUAGCGCGUGGUAUCCGCGUAGACACCUUAGGAGAACGAGUUAAUGGUGUGCAUCGUCGAACGCCGUUGCAUUGGGCUGCUGUGGUCGGGAAGGUGAAUGCGGCGAAGCUGUUACUGAAGAAGGGGGCGGACCCGAACGCUAAAGACCGCGAUGGACGCACGCCGCUGCAUUGGGCAGCCAGGAACAACCACGACGAGGUGGUGUCGUUGCUACUAGCGUACAACGCGCAGCCGGGCGCCGCUGACGACGAAGGGGUCCCAGUCGUGUGCUUUGCAGCUGAAGCGGAGGGCGUGGAGUCGUCGAUCUUCUCCAACUUGGUGGCAGCUGGCGCGAGUCUUCGAACGCAAGUGACGGGGGGCAACACGGCGCUGCAUAUCGCUUUACAACGAGAGAACAGACAGACCGCCGUGUCGUUGAUUAAAUGCGGAUCCAGUAUGAUGAUCACGAACGAUAUCGGGAAGCGCGCCGUGGACUGCACGACGUCGACGGAGCUGCAGUUUCUGCUCAAGAAAGAAGCCGGGACGCGCAAGAUCAUGAUCUCGUACACGCAUACACACGCGCAAUUCGCGUCCAAAGUGCGCGAGUAUCUGGAGACGCAGGAACAACUGACAUGCUGGAUGGAUACGAUGGAUCCCAGCGGCAUUGGAGGCGGCGCAGUGUGGCGAGAGGAGAUCGCACGAGGGAUUUAUAACUGCUCACUGGUGUUGAGUAUUGUGUGUGAUGGCUACACGAAAUCCGAGUGGUGUUUGAAGGAACUGGCACUCGCCAAGCUGCUGCGUAAACCAGUACUCGGUCUCAUAGUGGAAGAAGAUCAUCCGGCAUCCAUGGCAUCUCUGGAGUCCCUUAUCCCGUACAAGAACCGCAUCCCGUUUAAUGAUUUUAUCAUCGAGAGACGACACGAGAGUCCUCGGACGGUGAUCUUUGAUAUCGACGACGCUGCGUUUGCCAGACGCUGGCAAGUGACGCGUUCACUGAUGAUUUCAAUCAUGAAGGACGGACGACAGUUGGAUAAGGAGGAGCGGGAGAACGUGGCGUCUAUUAUCCCUCGACGAAGACGACGUCGUCGUAAGCAAAGACUUGCCGCUAUCGGACAGAGUGGAGAUAUCAGUAGCACGGAUGAGGAAGGUGCGCCGUCUGCAUCGAACAGUGGCCCGUUGCCUGUGCUUAUUCACUCCCCACUUGGAGCUGCGAGCUCUCUACGUAUACGAGUGAGGACAGAUCUCGAAGGGUUUGGCUUGUCGUGUCGCGAUCUGGAUGAGACGCGUCUAGUGCAGCAGAUGAGCACUUGCAAAGCUGUGGUGCUGCUUGUUGAGGUGCCUGCUUCGUCAGGAGAGAGAGGGUCGGAGGAAGCCAAGGCGGACAGACUUGUGCGCAAGCAGCUGGUCGCUUCCAUGGCGCGCAUUGUGACGGCAGCGCAGACGGUCAGUCCGCGGAGAAGCGUCUACCCUGUGCUCGUUCAGCACAACUUCCUCGACCUCAGUAAGAUGUAUACGCUCGCUCGCUCGGAGCUCUUUUAUUUCGUGGAUGGAGGCGGCUGGUCUCGCAGUGUCGGGCGAUUGGUGGAUCAUCUUCGACUAAAACAGGAACGGACUAGCAGCAAUGGAAUCGUGAACGGGUAG